Molecule: messenger RNA, 1995 nt
Organism: Camarhynchus parvulus
Lineage: Eukaryota; Metazoa; Chordata; Aves; Passeriformes; Thraupidae
Gene: ACHE
Product: acetylcholinesterase (Cartwright blood group)
Biological process (GO): acetylcholine catabolic process; choline metabolic process
Cellular component (GO): plasma membrane
Molecular function (GO): acetylcholinesterase activity
Source: RefSeq, a predicted model, not a curated record
CCGGAGCGAGGCCGGAGCCGCGAGGAGCGCGAGGGGCCUCCGCCGCCAUGGGGGGCCGCCCGUCCCCACCGCCCCCCGCCCCCCUCCAGCUCUUCCUCCUCCUCCUCCUCCUCCUCGCCCCCUCCCCAGCGUCCACCACGACCCCUGAGGACCUCCUGGUCUCCACCUCCUCCGGCGCCGUCCGCGGCUUCCACGUCCCCGCCGGCCCCUCCUCGCUCGCCGCCGCCUUUUUGGGGAUCCCCUACGCCGAGCCCCCCUUGGGACCCCUUCGCUCCGCCCCGCCCCGCCCCGCCCGGCCUUGGGGAGGGGUCCUGGACGCCCUCUCCCACCCGCACGCCUGCUUCCAGCCCGUGGACACCAUGUUCCCCGGCUUCGGCGGCUCCGAGAUGUGGAACCCCAACCGCGAGAUGAGCGAGGAUUGCUUGUACCUCAACAUCUGGGCGCCGGCGCCGCGCCCCAAAACGCCGGCGCCGGUUCUGGUGUGGAUUUACGGCGGCGGCUUCUACAGCGGCGCCGCCUCGCUGGACGUCUACGACGGGCGGUUCCUGGCGGCGGCCGAGGGCGUUCUGGUGGUCUCCAUGAAUUACCGCGUGGGAGCUUUGGGGUUUUUGGCUUUGCCGGGUCACCCCGAAGCUCCGGGGAACGUCGGGUUGCUCGACCAGCGGUUGGCGUUGCGUUGGGUCCAAGCCAACAUCGCGGCGUUCGGCGGCGACCCCGGCGCGGUGACGCUGUUCGGCGAGAGCGCCGGCGCGGCCUCGGUGGGGCUGCACCUGCUCUCAGGGGGCAGCGGGGCCUGUUCCCGCGCCGUGCUGCAGAGCGUCCCCAACGGCCCUUGGGCCACGGUGGCGCCGCCGAGGGCCCGGCGGCGGCCGGCUGGGCCGGCUGGUGGGUGCGGCGGCCGCGCCGGCGGCGCGGUGACCAACGAGACGGAGCUGCUGUCCUGCCUGCGCGCGCGCGCGCCGCAGCUGGUGGAGCACGAGGCGGCCGUGCUGCCCCAACAGGGCGUCUUCCGCUUCGCCUUCGUGCCCGUGGUGGACGGGGAGUUCCUCGCCGACACCCCCGAGGCGCUGCUGGGCGCGCCGGGCCGCGCCGAGGCCGAGGUGCUGCUGGGCGCCGUGCAGGACGAGGGCACCUAUUUCUUGGUGUACGGCGUGCCGGGCUUCGGCAAGGACAACGAGAGCCUGAUCAGCCGCGAGGAGUUCCUGGGCGGCGUCCGGCUGGGCGUGCCGCAGGCCAACGAGCUGGCGGCCGAGGCCGUGGUGCUGCAGUACACGGACUGGCUGGACCAGGACAACCCGGUGAAGAACCGCGAGGCGCUGGACGACAUCGUGGGCGACCACAACGUGGUGUGCCCGCUGAUGCACUUCGCGCAGCGCUGGGCCGAGCGUGGCGGAACCGUCUUCGCCUACCUGUUCGAUCACCGCGCCUCCAACCUGCUGUGGCCGCCGUGGAUGGGCGUCCCGCACGGCUACGAGAUCGAGUUCGUCUUCGGGCAGCCGCUGAACCCCGGGCUCAACUACACGGCCGAGGAGGAGGCGCUGAGCCGGCGCAUCAUGAGAUACUGGGGGAACUUCGCCCGCACCGGGGACCCCAACGAGCCGUCGGAGCGCGCGCGGCGCUGGCCGUCCUACACGGCGGCGGGGCAGAGCUACGCCCGGCUCAACGCGCGGCCGCUCGCCGUGGCCCAGGGCCUGCGCGCCCAGGCCUGCGCCUUCUGGACACGGUUCCUGCCCAAACUGCUCAACGUCACCGGGCCCAUGGAGGAGGCGGAGCGGCAGUGGCGCCUGGAAUUCCAUCGCUGGAGCUCGUACAUGAUGCGCUGGAAGAGCCAGUUCGAGCUCUACAGCCGCCAGGAGCGCUGCCAGCCCCUGUAGGGCACCCCAAAACCACCGGGGCACCCCAAAAUCCAUCCGGGACCCCCAAAAUCCAUCCAGGAACCCUAAAAUCCACCUGGGACACCCCAAAAUCCAUCCGGGAACCCCAAAAUCCAUCCAG